Molecule: messenger RNA, 1212 nt
Organism: Fragaria vesca subsp. vesca
Lineage: Eukaryota; Viridiplantae; Streptophyta; Magnoliopsida; Rosales; Rosaceae
Exons: 2
Coding region: 1-1212 (403 amino acids)
Cellular component (GO): membrane
Molecular function (GO): glycosyltransferase activity
Source: RefSeq, a predicted model, not a curated record
AUGGGGAAUGCAGACCGAAAAUCUCAAUCUAUUCGAAAGCUUUUGAGUUCCUAUGUACAGUCUUUUCAUGCCUUUCAUCUCGUCUUCUUUGUCAUUGGCUUGUCGAUUGGAUUCAUAAUCAGCUUCUACUGCAAAAACUUCAUUUUCAGAUUGCAAAUCACUUCAAAUUCGGUCUCUACUUUGUCACCAUUGCUGCUUCCGCCGCCCCCCUCAUCCUCACCUUCACCACCGCAGCUCCCUUUAAUGGAUACCGGCGAUGUUGUUACAUCCAAUGUUGAAGCUCAGACACUUUUGAUGCACAAUUUGGAUGAUGAUCUUGAGUUGUUUUGGCGGGCUUCGUUUGUUCCAAGAAUUACCGAGUUUCCCUAUAACCGUGUGCCUAAAGUUGCUUUCAUGUUCUUGACAAAGGGUCGUAUACCUCUGGCUCCACUGUGGGAAAUGUUCUUCAAAGACCAUCAAGGACUUUACACCAUAUAUGUUCAUCCCCAUCCAUCCUAUGUAGACUCAUGGCCUGAAGAUUCUGCUUUCUAUCGAACAAGAAUUCCAAGCAAGCAAGUCGAUUGGGGAAAACCAACCAUGAUUGACGCCGAGAGACGCCUGCUAGCGAGUGCCCUCCUCGACAUCUCUAACGAACGAUUCGUGUUGUUGUCUGAGACAUGCAUCCCAUUAUUCAACUUCACCACAAUAUACAACUGUCUCAUGAAUUCCAAUGAGAGCUUUAUAGCUUCCUAUGAUGAUCCAAGGAAGGUUGGCCGUGGGAGAUACAAUCCCCAAAUGGCUCCUAUGAUCACAGUAGCGGAUUGGCGAAAAGGGUCACAAUGGUUCGAGGUCAACCGCAAGCUUGCGAUAGAGAUCGUAUCAGAUACCAAGUACUACCCCAUAUUCAAAGAGUACUGCAGUCAUCCUUGCUACAUGGAUGAGCACUACAUCCCUACCUUAGUGAACAUUAUCGGACCCGGUCACAACUCGAACCGGAGCGUUACUUGGGUUGAUUGGUCCAAGAGUGGUCCGCACCCUGGAAGAUUUGGGAGGAGUCAUGUUUCAGCUGAAGUGCUGAAUCAAAUACGGUUUGGCACAAAUGAAACCUGUGAUCAUGGUGAUGUUAAUAUAACCAGUUCUAUGUGCUUCUUGUUUGCUAGGAAGUUCAUGCCGGACGCUCUGCAGCCUCUGUUGCAAAUUGUACCCAUGUUAGUAGGUUCAAAUUCUCAAUAG